Molecule: messenger RNA, 3031 nt
Organism: Misgurnus anguillicaudatus (oriental weatherfish)
Lineage: Eukaryota; Metazoa; Chordata; Actinopteri; Cypriniformes; Cobitidae
Source: RefSeq, a predicted model, not a curated record
UCAUAAUAACGACAUAUUUUCUCAAAAUAACGAAAUAUUGUGUCAUUAAAACGACAUCUUUUUCUCGUUAAAAUUACACUGUAAUAAGGUCAUUUUGCAGCAGCUCAUUGGUGAACCACGCGGUCCUGCUGUACGGUAGUCUACAUCAGCCACAGUCAUCAGAUCGAAUGCAUGUUAAAGUGUGUUUAAAGAAAUACAAAAUAAGGUCAACAUGGAUUUCUGGACUUUUCUUCAGAAUCGCGGGGUUUCAGGGGAACAUAUUCAAAAAAUGAAACUGGACAAGAUAGAUGAUAGCACUAUAGAGGAGCUUGAUGAUGACAGCUUGUCAAGUUACAUUCCCAUCUAUGGUGACAGGAUUGCUGCAAGACGCUUCUGCAAGGAAAAUGGGGGAAAAAGUGAUUCAAAUCGUACAAGACAGACUCUACUUGAAAAGUUAAAACAGAAGAUGGGAAUAAAUAACAGAACAGAGGCUGGUUCAUCUGAGGAAUUUGAACCUAAACGUAGACAACACUUGAGGAACAACAAGAUGGCUGAAAAAACAACAAGAAAAAUUGAGAUAGGAUGGUUUCAUGAAGGUAAACAAGUAAGAAAGCGUUCAGGUGGAGGAACUAGAACCGUCAAUAUUUCUAAACAAGCAAAGAAAUCUGACAUUUUAAGUCAAGCUAAGGAACUGUUCUUUCCAAGAGGUGUGUCCAAAAAGGGACCAUGGGAGAACUUUAGUCAUGACGUUUAUGAUUUUCAAGAAUCAGUGCUUGAAGAUGAUGUCACUGUUGGAGAACUCUACACAGUACUUAAAAUGGGAGUGCUAAGAUUUUACCUGAAUACAACGUGUAUCCCAAAUGAUGAUGAACUUCCUGCAAGUGAUACUGAGGGUCAAGCAGAAAUACAUAAACCACAAGAACAAUGUGCCACUUCUGUCAUUUCUGUUGAUUCAAUCAACUCUUUAUCUCAGUCAUCAUCAGAAGUUAUAAUAGGCACAUAUUCAGGUGAACCUAUGGCAUGCAGUUUGGAAGACACUUUGGUGUAUGAACCCAUGCACUUGCCUGUCACACAUGACUCUGACUUGAUAAUAACUAAUGUCAUUUAUCCCUCAACAAAUGAUGCUAUCAGUAUGAUUGAUUUGAGUUUUCCAGAGGAUUCUUUCAGUACUAACGUACAUCAAGUAGAUGUUACAGCUAAUGAGGCCAUGUCUUCAACUUCAUAUGAACUCCUACAUGUAACACUAAAGCUGCAUAGGAUCACUCUUUUGGAUGAUAUGAUUCGCCAGUUUAAAGAUUCAAGGCUCAUGACAUACAAAUUGAAGUACAGCAUCAUAGAUGAGAAAGGAUCAGAUGAAGAUGGUGUGUCCAGAGAUGUGUACGCAGGCUUCUGGUCUGAAUUUUUGGAUCGUGCAGCAGAAGGUGAGGACAUGAGAGUGCCAUCACUCUCUCCAAAAUGGCAAGAGGAGGACUGGAAGUCAAUUGGAAGGAUCUUGGCCAAAGGAUUUAAAGACCAAGGAUAUUUUCCAACUCGUCUGGCUGCAGCUUUCACAGUGGCACUCAUUUUUGGAGAGCAUUCAGUCACAGAUGAAAUUAUGAUUGAUUCAUUUCUUUUAUAUCUGAGUCAAUCGGAGAGGGAUCUGGUCUCCCUUGCUUUCAAAGAAAAUCUCCUUGGUGAUGACAAAGAUGAACUGCUGGAUCUUCUGGAUCGUUUGGGUGUGACCACCAUUCCAACACAACAAAACAUUAAAGAACUGAUGCUUAAAGCUGCCCACAAACAGAUCAUUCAACUGCCAAAAUAUGCCUUAGACAACAUGUCUGGAGAAGCAAAAUUGAUUUUCACAGAAACCUUCAACAAUCCAGUGGAUGUGCUAGAGAUGUAUGAAGACAAAACACCCACAACAAGAAGGUUUUUGAGGUUACUGGAUGUCUCACCUCAAAAUCAAGCAGAGAGCAAGUGUUUGCGUUUUUUACAGCAGAACAUCAGGGGAUUGGAUGGAGUGGGAUUGCGGAAGAUGCUUAGAUUUGUUACAGGCUCUGAUGUUGUCUGCGUCAACAAAAUUCAAGUGAUUUUUACAUCUUUGGAAGGUCUGGCAAGACGGCCAGUCGCUCACACCUGUGGCCCAGUUCUAGAGCUUCCUUCCACCUACAGCUCUUACCCAGAGCUGCGCUCUGAAUUGGAAAGUAUAUUGUCCAAUGCACAUGCACUUGUCAUGGACAUUGUUUAAAUCAUAAUAAAUACUAUAUGGUGUUUUAUUAUUGAAUUUGCCAAAAAGAGAGUUACGAUUUGUUAUUGAUUUCACAAAAAAACGCAGUAUGAGAGUUAAGAUGUGUUAUUGAUUUCACCAAAAAGAAAUAUGAGAAUUAAGAUUUAUUUUUGAUUUCACCAAAACAAAAAUGCAUUUUGAGAGUUAAGAUGUGUUAUUGAUUUCACCAAAAAGAAAUAUGAGAAUUAAGAUUUAUUUUUGAUUUCACCAAAACAAAAAUGCAUUUUGAGAGUUAAGAUGUGUUAUUGAUUUCACCAAAAAGAAAUAUGAGAAUUAAUAUUUAUUUUUGAUUUCACCAAAACAAAAAUGCAUUUUGAGAGUUAAGAUGUGUUAUUGAUUUCACCAAAAAGAAAUAUGAGAAUUAAUAUUUAUUUUUGAUUUCACCAAAACAAAAAUGCAUUUUGAGAGUUAAGAUGUGUUAUUGAUUUCACCAAAAAGAAAUAUGAGAAUUAAGAUUUAUUUUUGAUUUACCCAAAACAAAAACGCAUUUUGAGAGUUAAGAUGUGUUAUUGAUUUCACCAAAAAGAAAUAUUUGAGUUAAUUGUUUUAAGAAUUGUUUAAAGCUCUUGUGUUCACUUACGUCCAUGGUUAGAGGCAAUUGAAAAAUGGCUACAAAAUUACAUUAGUUUGUAAGUAAUUGCUUAUUUUAUUUUUCAUGGCAUUUACAUUUACUUUUUUUAUACCUUCAAAUGUAAUAUAACUAUGUAAUUUGGCUAAAUCUGCAAACUAGUGUGCUUAUACAUUCAAAUGUCUUUUAACAGUUCAUAUUUCUUUAAAAUAUGCUGA